Messenger RNA from Moneuplotes crassus, 409 nucleotides. Lineage: Eukaryota; Ciliophora; Spirotrichea; Euplotida; Euplotidae. The record is from the annotation of a GenBank genome assembly.
UCAUCAACACUGCUAUCUAUUCUUCACCGGACCUUAAGACUGCUUGUUUAGAAGAAUUCCAGAUCUAUUUCGUUCUCUGAGUCUCAGUCAGAGGAUACGGAGCUGUUGUCCUCUACUAUAUGGUAAUUAAUCUUCUUCGUCCUCUGAUUCUUUGCAAUUUCUUCGAAAGAACCCGCAGUAGAAGUGGAGAUAUACAUGAAGUUUGGUGUAGCUUUCGCUAUGUGAAUUCCUACUUCUUUCAGACCUUGGAUCCUCUUCAUAUCCUCAUCGAUAAAUCUUUUUAAAUUCUUGGCAACUAUUUUGGGACGAUUCUUGUUCACCAAAAGAGGCUUUGGUGCAUCUUUCUUCUCGCUUUGGGCUUCCUUCUUGUUUCUUAAAGCUCUGAUUUCCAUUUGUUAUUGAGGUUAAU